CUGUUAAAAUAAAAUAUUACUUUAGUACUUUCGUUUUCAUCCCUGGCACUAUUCCAAUACCACUCUACAUGAUCAUUUGAUCGAAUGAGCUCACUCUCUAGACCUUUAAAGAGAGAGUUAGCCAGCUCAGCGUCAGCCUCAGCGACACUCGAAAUCGAGCUAAAUCAGCACUUAACUCAUAUGAUUUUUAGUACACAGCAACCACUGCAGCAACGAAGUAACAAGAUUUUGGGUUCUCGGAUGGAGUGCGGUUUGUGUGUGGCAUCAAAUCGAAUCGAAUCGGGUUGGAUUUAGAUACUUUUUUUAAUUUUGUUUAAUCGCGGCAAAAGCAACAACGACGAAGACCAACGCCACAUUCUAAUUACUUUUGUACAUAGAAUGUGCGAUAAAUCAAAAUUAUAAUUUGAUCUGAUUAGAGUGAUCGUGAGGUGGAAGAAAUCCAAAUGCGGAGAAUCGGGGCUUCGGCUUUGCUUUUAAGUUUGUCGUGUGGAAAAUUUAAAUCACAAUUGACCUUUGCAUAGGCCACCUAGCCUAACACACCUAAUAAUAUAAAAUAUUGUGUAUCUGUGUUCAAUUUACGAAACAAACAACAAAUUUGCAUUAGCAAAUCUUUUUUGUUUUGUGUAUUUUUAAGUUUUACGAGCGAAAUACCAUUACCGAACCUACCUACUUGAGAAUAGAACCGCAACGGCGCGUCGCGUCGCCGCCGCCACCACCACCGUCAACGUCGGUCGUCGCCGCCGCCGCGCGGGAGACUUAGACUCGUAUAUUUAAACGAUUGGCAGUGCGGCAAGCGGCAAAACUUUUCGCGUACAAAAAAAGACCAAGAGGUAUCCGAAAUGAAAAAGCGGGGAUCACUUGACGCUUGACGCAGAUUACGUAAAAGCUAAAACAUUCAAUAUGCAUAUUAUACCGUACUAAUAAUAAAUAAAUAACUACACAAAAAAUAAAUUCCCAUCCCGUCAACACCGCAUCGCAUCUGAAACAGACUUUCCUCCGUUCAAAAAGUUUGCUAGCGCUCCUCUUGAGUUUGUGGAAUUUAUCUUACGCGUACCUACUAAUGUAGAGAAGACCCUGAUAUUCUGGGGGAACAGAAGAAGAAACUUAAACAACAACAACAAAAUAAAAGUUUAAAUUAUGCUUUGUUUACAUUGCAAUGUGGUUCGUUGCAAUUUACAGGGGGCGGAUAUCAUCAGCAGCAGCAACAUCGCGGCAACAGCAACAACGAAAGCAGCAGCAGCAACAACAGUCUUGAAAUUUAAAUGGAAUAUAGUGCGAGUUUAGUGAUUUCCUUACCCCAAGUGCCAUCAUAAUCGUCAUAGUUUGCUGUUGUAGUUAGUCAUCGCGUCGCUUUUUAUGUAGAAAAAAUAGUUUAAACAAACAAAGUUUCAAAUGUUUGCUCGGGCUUAUGGCAGCAAUAUUCCCCAUCUAAAUAUUAUUAAUAACGAUCAUUGCUGUGCUAGCAAAAUCAAAUACGAUAUAAAAUAAAAACGGAGGAAAUAUGAGAUUACCAAAGCCAAACAAUAAAGUGUCAAUUUUCAUUUGUUUAGUGUAUUUUGUGUGCAACUUAUUCAGCCAAUGCAUAGGUCAGCAAUGGACGAGUCUGGAUAGUGAUGAUGGUGCUUACAAUAAUGUUAGCUGUAUUGCUCACGACACCAAGUUCUCAUGUGAUUGCCGAAAUACAAAUGAGUAUAUGACACUACCAAGGCUUGAUGGUUACGUAUAUCAAAUCGAAAUAUCAAAUUGCAAACAUAUGUACAUUCGAGCUCAUGCAUUGGAAAACAUCCAAGGUCUCCGAACGGUCAUCUUUAAGAAAGUUCAAAAUCUAAUUCUCACCAAAAACGCUCUAUCAUUUCCCAUACACACCAGCAACACACCAUUAAUUGUUGAAUUCAAAGAAGUCAAGAUUGAAAUAAUUGAAUCACAUGCAAUCAAUGGGAAUAUUGGAGAAAUUACUUUUAUUGGUUGCACCAUCGAAUCAAUAAGACCAUUUGCCUUUACGACAUUGAAAGAUCAUUCGAUUCUUUUCAAAAUGGAUGGUGUUAGAAUAAUUGAUAUAGAACCACAGGCUCUUAAAAAAUUCACUAUUGAUCAAUUGGAAAUUAUUAAUAGUGAAUUCCUGUCUGAUGUGCCAUCUAAAGUAUUUUAUGAACUAGAAGUUUUGACAUUCCUACGGAUACAAAAUGUCACAUUUAAAAAAAUCCACACGAGGGCAUUUUCAUUUAACGGUGUCAAGAAACUAUCUGUGAUAGGUAACAAAGUCGAGAGGACUGAAAGUGAGUGGAUCACUGCCCAAAUCCGAGAUAGAGUUCUCAUCAAGGACAAUAAUUUUGGAUUCACAAGUCCUAUCGCAUUUAAAGCAAUUGAAUUAUCCAGAGAAGUAGCUUUCCUAGAAAGAUUCGAAUUGCAAUUUGUUAAUAACAUCGUUAAGUUCCACAAUGAUCCUCAGGCUCUAGUCUUCAACGAUAAGAUCCAGCUACAAGUAACCCGCCUUCAGUAUGAUAAUCAAUUUCCUUGCAAGGAAUUGGAUAAAACCCAACCGAAAUCGCCAUUCUUUCGGAGUUACUCCGAAAAUAUAUACUUCCAGACAAAGAGCAAUAACCAAAGUUUAACAUUAAGUAAAAUCAUCGAUGUGGAUUGUAAGGAAAAGUCCUAUACAGUGUAUAUAGUUGUCGGUAUUAUAGUUUUAGUUAUAAUUGCAAUCACAAUCGCAGUUAUAGUUGUUAUGAGAAUUGCAAGAAAAAGAAGGAAACGUAUGUUGGAUGUUGUUCUACCCGAAUCAAGAACUUACAAGGAAACACAAAUUGUUUACCAAAUUGAAAAUGCUGGCUUAUUGAAGACUGAUUUGUAAGAAAUUGCAAACAAAACAUAAAACUUACCCAAUAGGUAGAUAAGAUUCCAAAGCUUGAUUGACAGUCAAGAUGGAUUCGGAAAGAGCGAAUCCUUUUGACAGUAGAGCAUGAUGAUUUGUGAGGGUGUCUUCGAUUGUCGAUAGAUCUUCGACUCCUUUGUCAUCUAAUAAAAUUGUGUAGAAGAGAGUUAAAAUUUAAAAUUAAUAAAUUUUGUGAAUAAACCAAAAGUACAUUAUUUACUAAGAUGCUAUUUAUACAAAUUUAAUAUGUAAUUAAAAUGUUAUAAUUUAUAUUUAAACCUUUAA
This is a messenger RNA of Eupeodes corollae, 3157 nucleotides long. RefSeq lists its product as uncharacterized. Bases 1502 to 2851 code for a protein of 449 amino acids. The record is from RefSeq and is a predicted model, not a curated record. The transcript has 7 exons. Lineage: Eukaryota; Metazoa; Arthropoda; Insecta; Diptera; Syrphidae.